AUGAAAAAGCCACGAGUCAAAACCACCGGGAUCAUGCUUCAGAAGAGAAAGGAAGAGGACAAGAUCAAGCCUCCUCAGCAGCGGGAGCCGCGUCGUCUUGGGCUUGGUAGCGGGACGACCACGCUUGCGCUUGGGGGCAGCGUCAUCGGCCGUCUUGGGCUUCGGGGCGGCCUUCUUGCGCGCCCCGCCCCUGGCGGAGGUGGCCUUGGAAGUGGCAGGGACAUCGUCAUCACCCUCAGUGACCUCAGCGUCCUUGUCAGUGUCAGAAACAGCAUCACCACGCUUCUUCAGAGCACGAAUGUGCUGCUUGACGCCUUCGGCGGAGCAUUCUGUCAUUCUUCAGUUUUAGCCUGA
This is a messenger RNA of Penicillium lagena, 354 nucleotides long. RefSeq lists its product as uncharacterized. The transcript has 2 exons. The record is from RefSeq and is a predicted model, not a curated record. Lineage: Eukaryota; Fungi; Ascomycota; Eurotiomycetes; Eurotiales; Aspergillaceae. The coding region runs from base 1 to 354 and encodes 117 amino acids.